GAUUUGCGUAUAAAAUUUGAUGAAUGCGUUUUGAUAAGUGAUAUUAUUUUGGAUUUAGGUUGCACCGAAGCCACAGCAAUAGAUCAAAUAUAUGCCCUUUUAUUUGGAACAAUACAUAGUCGUUGGAUGAAUAUUCCCGUCGAACUACAUUGUCCCAUAUCAAACCCUUCUCGACAACUGUGGUACUCUACCGAUUCUGUCUAUAAAGCCGCCUUUGGUUGUCGUGAUGAAUCUGAUCUUAGUCUCUUUCUUCCUAUCUUCCCUGAUGAUGAAAAUAUCACUUUUGUUGGGUCGAAUAAGACUCAUUUCGCAACCUGUAUCUUCUAUCUGGUUGGCGAAUUUAUAAUAACGGAUGGUUAUCUGUUCUCAACACAAGAACACAAUUUUGAUAGUCGCUUUAAUGUUGAAAUUUAUACUGAUCUUGGAACUUCUAUCACUUUAAAUACAACUAUCUGCAAAACCGGUGUCAUACGAAAUGGAACCUGUGGAAGUAAGGACGAAUUAGGCGAAAGCUUCCCUGGUAAACAAAUGAAUCGAAAUCUUCCAGAUCGUUAUGAAGUUAGUUAUACAGUCCGUGCUCGAGAUGGGGAUCGACAUAAAUGCAUGGCCAGCAUAGGAGGGGAAUUUCACUCGUUUGUAGUUCGAGUAAAAGGUUUCACCGAAACCUCAGAAAUAGAUCGAAUAUCUGCCAAAUUUUAUCGAACUGUAUAUCGUCGUUGGAAUUUUCGUCCCAUCGAAUUACAUUGUCCUUUUUCCAACCCCUCUCGACAACUGUGGUACUCUACCGAAUCAGUCUAUAAAGCCGCCUUUGGUUGCCGUGAUGGUUCUGAUCUUAGUCUCUUUCUUCCUAUCUUCCCCGAUGUUGAAAAUAUUACAUUUGUUGGUUUGAAUUCGACUCAUUUUGCAACCUGUACCUUCCGACUUGUUGGCGAAUUUAUUGAAGUGGACGGAAAUUUGUUUUCAUCUCGAGAACACAAUUUUGAUGAUCGCUUUGAUGUUGAAAUUUACACUGAUCUUGGAACUUCUAUCACUUUAAAUACAACUAUCUGCAAAACCGGUGUCAUUCGAAAUGGAUCCUGUGGAAGCACGGAUGCACUUGGUACGAAGUUUACUGGUGAACAGAUAAACCGUCGCCGUCCGGUCGGUUAUGGAGUUAGUUAUACGGUUCUCGCUCGAGAUGGUGAUCGACAUCAGUAA
Messenger RNA from Rodentolepis nana, 1197 nucleotides. Lineage: Eukaryota; Metazoa; Platyhelminthes; Cestoda; Cyclophyllidea; Hymenolepididae. The record is from the annotation of a GenBank genome assembly.